CGAAGUGCCUCUAUUUGGUGGAGGACUAUGUUGUGAAAUCUGUCAAUUAGUUAUAUUUUGAUAGUUACAUUUUUGGGAUAUUUUGUCGAUUUCGUUGAGGACGCAAUGCACAACUUAACCGGAGGAUGGAACUUUUCAACGACGCAAAUGUUUUGUUGAGGACUGUUGUUUUAUUCUCUGACUGGUUAGCUACUAGCUACCUAGCCAAAUUGGAGUGUUAAUGGUUAGCUACUGUAGCUAGCUAGCUAACCCUAAAAAGUCACGUCUCAACUGGCCGCCUAACCUAAUUUCCCUUAAAAGUUAUUGUAAGGGAUAUCUCUCUCUCGUUGACAGUAUUGGUCAAGUAUGUGUUUGUUUAGCCUUUGUGCGACAACAGGAAUUGCAUUUGAGUACUUUAUAAGGUUAGCUAGUUACGAAUAGUCGCUUGCUGUAACUUGUGCCAAGUCUGACUUCAUCUAACAAAAAUGAGAUAGAGGGAAGACACCAAGGACAUUUCCCGCUGAUUUAGCUGCUCUGAAUUGGACCGAAAGGUUUGUGUGUGAGGCCUGCAGGUCGGGCUUUCACCCGGAUAGAGUAGGGCCGUACGCCGCCUCUGUGCGCUCCUAGGCCAGCAGCUCGCGCUGCCAGGCUGGAGGCCGGUGACUUCAAGAAAUGGAACGAAUGGAAGUGGACCAGUGCGCAGGCGCAGCUGCCGGGAGCGGAGGCGGGGCUCUUCGUAGAUCGAACAGCGCCCCCAUGAUCACGAGUGUCAGCGAUGGUAUGACAGUGUUCAGUCCAAUUAUUUCACCCCGGUAUCGACGGAGCAGUGUCUCUGUCAACCCCAGCUGUCCUUCUCUGGCCGUCCCCCUGUCCCCUUUCUCAUUGGGUGGUGAGAGACCAGACCACAAAAGGCAGGAAGAGAAUAUGGAGAUGACACUCAGGGGGAGUCUUCAGAGACUGAGUGAUUCCAACCUGGUCCCUCCUGUCAGUCACUGGCAUGACCAUUCAUCAGUGGGAUUCCAUUUACCGGACAGUGGUAUCACACCCAAUUCGUCCCCUAGUCCAACUCGGAGGUUUAGGGGGCCAACAGUCAGCUCUACUGUGAGAUGGCCUGCCCUGACUCCACUGAAAAGGAAAGGAGGAGUGGAGUCUGAUGGUCCGCCGAAGAAGCUGUUUGUUGCCGGGGUAACAGAUCCUGCUCACCGAACUAGUUACACAGUCAGUGUGACUCAGGCAUCUGCUGGCUCUCCUACAGGUGGUGUGUGUGGUGCUAGUCCCCAGGGUAGUACCCUGUACCUGUCUCCUCCCCCCUCAUUCACCUCUCACCAGCCCAAUAUCUAGAAACCACAACACCAGCAGCCUAUCACAGACCAGGACUACAGUCAGUCCUAGAUUCUACUCACAGCCUAUCAGAGCGCUCCUCUCCCUCAAACCAUCAGAGCCUUGGGGAAACUCAUCAUAUUCCUUGGCUCCUGAAGUAAUCAUGUCUUGAGUUGUAAUCAAGAUAAUAUAUAGAUGUUACACAAAGACUGGCACCUGUGCUUUGUUAAUCAGAAGGUUGCAUGAAAUGCCCUGCCAAAGGAAGUCAGGGGUGAAGAGACUAUACUUUUCCUUGUUGGGCUUUUGUUUAUAUCAAAGUUAGGUGUUAAAAGGCCUUUUGUGUUGUGUUCAGGGGUAAUGGUGAGGGCAUGUUGUAAUCCCACUGAACGUGGCCCAAUCGUCCAGUAUUCUUUGAUAGUCCAGAAGUAAGCGCUCAAAAAUGAGACAUGAAGAUAAGGUGUCACAGCAGACUGUCAAGCCAGCGGUGGCUCAGUUUGUCUAUGUGAAUAGUGUAUUAAUAUGUGAAUACUGAUAUAAGCAGGGCUGCCUUUAAGGCAGGACUGGGAGUGGGUUCUCUGGCUGAGGGGGAUUGUUCUGUAGAUAUAGAAUCCCUAGGCAAAGUUCUGCCCAGAGGACCCACCCAGUCCUGGUCCUUUAUGGCUUAAACCUAAUGAGAGAUUGGCAUGGAUACUCACCUCUUGACAGGUGUGUGUAAACUUUAGUUUGAUAGAAGGGACCUCGACUGGUGAUCUCAGUCCUCUGGGUAGUGCGUGAUAUUACCCUUUCUCUUCAUACAUACUACUUUAAAAAGGGUAGCCCUUGGGGUGUUAUCACAUUUUCCCAUUGAUUACAUGAAUGUUAUUAUUUGACUUCUGUAAUGUGGUAUGGUUGUACAUGCUCAGGACCCUCAUAGAUAUUGUGAAAUAUCAUAAGUGACAUCAUGGGUAUAUCAUGUUGUUUGGGUUGAUGUAAUCUAUGGGAAAGUUCUGUUUUUUAAUCCCAUGCAUGAGUCUGUGACCUCCAGACCUUUUCACUUGUGAAAUAAGAGUACAAGCUGCUUAGAGAAGUGUCUUAUACAAAAACAAAUAAUGUUAUUGAUAGUAACUAUGUGUAAUACUCUUCAAAUGCCCUUUCCAGAGCUGAGUUUUACACCAACAGACAGAUUCUUUUCUCUAAAUUGUCUCCUUUUUGUGGAUGGAACAUUCUACUUCCAAUUAAGAUUUUGCACAGUAUUAGUUUCACAUUAUUAAUCAAUAUUGCUGUUACACAAAUGGGAUCCUGUUUAAGACAUGCUGUUGCGUUGUAUAUUUGUUGCUUAAUUUGUUCAUUUCUCAUCAGGUCUCUGUCCUGUCUCAAAGAAGUGCUUAGGUCAGCAAGGGUUGAGGGUCAUCUUCUGAUCUUAACCCCAGAUUUAGAAACUUUGUUUUUCCUCAGUGACAAUCAGUGAAUUUGGAGGGAAAUAAAAACUGUAGUUGUUUUAAGUUC
Molecule: messenger RNA, 2784 nt
Organism: Oncorhynchus keta (chum salmon)
Lineage: Eukaryota; Metazoa; Chordata; Actinopteri; Salmoniformes; Salmonidae
Product: P2R1A-PPP2R2A-interacting phosphatase regulator 1
Exons: 9
Coding region: 652-1320 (222 amino acids)
Molecular function (GO): protein serine/threonine phosphatase inhibitor activity
Source: RefSeq, a predicted model, not a curated record